GUUAGUCUGUUCCGUUGAAAUGUUGAAUAUUAUGUCGAUGUUCUAUGAAACUUUUAAGCUACUAAUAGUUUUUUAACUAGACAGCGUUACUUCAACAAUUAAUUAAUAACUAUUAUAAUAAUGUCAAUUUUCAACAUUUACAACUCGUUUCUAGUUUUCAUAAAUUCGCAUCAUCUCAGUUUCUUAAAAAUAAAUAACGUAAAUGAAAAACCUGUUGACAAUAUUCAUAUACAUCAUUCUCAAGCAGAUGUACCAUGUCGUUCAUGCACUGAUUUCCGAACGUUUAGUCGUAUGAGACGUCAAGAAUUUAGUCAAAGUCAGGUUCAAUCACUGAAUAGCCAAUCUAAAGAUAAAAAAGAUGAAACUAAAGUUCUGGAACAUCAAAGAGAUGACUGUCCGUUAGACAAAGAUGAAUUAGGUCGGAGUACAUGGAAACUACUUCAUACCAUAGCUGCCACAUAUUCAGAUAAACCGUCACAAGAAGACCAGUCCAAUAUGGAACAAUUCAUUAGAUUAAUACCAAAAGUCUAUCCUUGUGAAGUUUGUGCUAACGAUUUUUCUGAAAUAUUAACGUAUCAUCCACCAAACAUAAGCUCUCAAAAGUCAUUUGCAAAAUGGAUGUGUGAAGUACAUAAUAUGGUAAAUCGGAAAUUAGAAAAGCCUUUGUUUGAUUGUUCUAAUGUAAAUGAACGAUGGCGUGAUGGUUGGGCUGAUGGACAUUGUGAUUGAUAUUUUAGUAAACCAAAUUAGAGGAAUAAUAUAGAACAACUUYAUUAAAAUAUUUUUAAAUAAAUAUUCUGAAUUAUUCAAAUUAUUAUUCAUUAUGA
Molecule: messenger RNA, 827 nt
Organism: Diuraphis noxia (Russian wheat aphid)
Lineage: Eukaryota; Metazoa; Arthropoda; Insecta; Hemiptera; Aphididae
Product: FAD-linked sulfhydryl oxidase ALR-like
Cellular component (GO): mitochondrion
Molecular function (GO): flavin-dependent sulfhydryl oxidase activity; flavin adenine dinucleotide binding
Source: RefSeq, a predicted model, not a curated record